AUGGAAAUAAUCAGGAGUAAUUUUAAGAGUAAUCUUCACAAAGUGUACCAGGCCAUAGAGGAGGCUGACUUCUUCGCCAUCGAUGGGGAGUUCUCAGGAAUCAGUGAUGGACCUUCAGUCACCGCAUUAACAAAUGGUUUUGACACUCCAGAAGAACGGUAUCAGAAGCUCAAAAAGCAUUCCAUGGACUUUUUGCUGUUUCAGUUUGGCCUUUGCACUUUUAAGUAUGACCACACAGAUUCAAAGUAUAUAACAAAGUCAUUUAACUUUUACGUUUUCCCGAAACCCUUCAAUAGAUCCUCACCAGAUGUCAAAUUUGUUUGUCAGAGCUCAAGCAUUGACUUUCUAGCGAGCCAAGGAUUUGAUUUCAAUAAGGUUUUUCGCAAUGGAAUUCCAUAUUUAAAUCAGGAAGAAGAAAGACAGUUAAGAGAGCAGUAUGAUGAAAAACGUUUGCAGUCCAAUGGUGCAGGAGCUCUGUCAUUCGCGUCUCCCAACACUUCAAAAUGUCCUGUGAUGGUUCCUGAGGAGCAGAAGAAGUUUAUUGACCAAGUGGUAGAGAAAAUAGAAGAUUUGUUACAAAGUGAUGAAAACAAGAACUUGGAUUUGGAGCCGUGUACUGGGUUCCAAAGAAAACUGAUUUAUCAGACUCUGAGCUGGAAGUAUCCCAAAGGCAUUCACGUUGAGACUUUAGAAACUGAAAAGAAAGAGCGGUAUAUAGUUAUCAGCAAAGUUGAUGAAGAAGAACGCAAAAGAAGAGAGCAACAGAAACACGCUAAAGAACUGGAGGGACUGAACGACGCUGUGGGAUUUUCUAGAGUCAUUCAUGCCAUUGCUAAUUCAGGGAAACUUGUUAUUGGACACAACAUGCUCUUGGAUGUCAUGCACACGGUUCAUCAGUUCUACUGCCCGCUGCCUGCGGACUUAAAUGAGUUUAAGGAGAUGACAACAUGUGUCUUCCCCAGACUCUUGGAUACUAAAUUGAUGGCCAGCACACAACCUUUUAAGGAUAUCAUUAACAACACAUCCCUUGCAGAAUUGGAAAAGCGGUUAAAAGAGACACCUUUCAAUCCUCCUAAAGUUGAAAGUGCAGAAGGUUUUCCAAGUUACGACACAGCUUCUGAGCAGCUUCACGAAGCAGGCUAUGAUGCAUAUAUCACUGGACUGUGUUUCGUCUCCAUGGCAAACUACCUAGGUUCUUUUCUCAGUCCUCCAAAAAUUCACGUGUCUGCCAGAUCCAAACUCAUUGAACCUUUUUUUAACAAGUUAUUUCUUAUGAGGGUCAUGGAUAUCCCCUAUCUAAACUUGGAAGGACCAGACUUGCAACCUAAGCGCGAUCACGUUCUCCACGUGACCUUCCCCAAAGAAUGGAAAACCAGUGACCUUUACCAGCUUUUCAGUGCCUUUGGUAACAUUCAGAUAUCCUGGAUUGAUGACACAUCAGCGUUUGUUUCUCUCAGCCAGCCUGAACAAGUACAAAUUGCUGUCAAUACCAGCAAAUAUGCAGAAAGCUAUCGGAUCCAGACCUACGCUGAAUAUGUGGGGAAAAAAAAUGAGGAGAAGCAGAUCAAGAGAAAGUGGACAGAAGAUAGUUGGAAGGAGGUUGAGAGAAAGCGGUUAAACACUCAGUGUAUAUCCUGUGCUCUGCAGAAUCACUGUUACCGCACCAACAGUUUUACAGCUACCGGCACAGUAGUAAAGAGAAAUCUGAGUCCCAGUCUAGAGGAAGCUGGCUUGGAGGACAGUGCGUCAGGGGAGGUUUCUGACGCUGAACUUGAGAAGACAGAUUCCUGUGCAGAAACCCUCUCAGAGGGAAGGAAAAAGGCCAAGAAAUUAAAAAGAAUGAAGAAAGAGCUUUCUCCAGCAGGAAGCAUCUCGGGCAGCUCCGCCAAGCUCUUUGAAGUCCCUGAUACGUGGUAACCAAGACCCGAGUGAGACAAAUCGCUGGUGCUGUCCCCGAGAAAGACCCAGCCAACACUGUUUGGAAGCCAUACUGUAUUUAAUUUAAUAAAACGUGGGGUAGAAGGGGUUGGAAACAAAGAACGUGUCCUGACUGAAAAACCAGCUUUUGUUUUUGUGGUUGUGUUUCUUUCUUUCUUUUUUCUUCUCUCUCUUUUUUCUCUUUUUCCUUUUUAAUUUAAACUGUCUGGUGAACACCUGUGACAGUUGUAGGCUGUCAUGAAUGGGGACAUUAUUAACCAGUCGAUCAUUUGUUGCUCGUGUGAAACCUUUGCUGCCGUGAAUUAGCGCGUCUAAGAAGCCCCCUGAUGUGGAACGUUGGCUGUGAACUGUGCAAAGAGAGCUGACACUCCCCGGUGCUGUGAUCUCGAAUCUCGAUUGAGCUCUUUCCUGCCUGGGGAGGUUCUCCUCCAUAGUUUCAUGCUCCGAUUGCUGGGCACUUGGCAGUGCGUGCUGACAGUCUCCUGGUUGAGAAAUCUCUCCUGUCUCCCUGCUUCUCACUGUAGCCGCCUGAACACAGUAAGCUCUCAAGCCUGUUUUUCCAGUAGGAAAAUGUCUACCAAUGUCAACCCAUAAAGGACCCUCACAUAUGCCUUCGUCUUUGGGGCAUAUUUAUUUAGAGUUAUUUUUCCUAAGAUACUCGUUUCUCAUGGAGGGUGUAAGAGUGAAGGAGCUCGUUUAUGUUUUUACAUAUGGUGCUGUGUUCACUUUCCCAGCGUCUUAGCCUACUUGUCUUUUUCUUUCCUGGUUGGUUUGGGUGGGUGGCAGUCUGGGGGUAAAGUAUCAUGUGUUGGUGCAUGUACACAUGUGUUAUGCGAUCAUGACAGAUCUGCAGCAGGUAGCAGCCCUUCUCUCCAGCAGCAGGUGACAACAGCGGCAAGAUGUCAUGGAUCUACUUCAGUAGAUCUGCUUCAGACAGAUCAUUGUUAGAUACUUAACAUUUUUGUAUCAUGGAAAUAAAAAUGAAAAAAUGUAUUUCCAAAAGAUGAAAAUUAAAGA
Molecule: messenger RNA, 2955 nt
Organism: Trichechus manatus latirostris (Florida manatee)
Lineage: Eukaryota; Metazoa; Chordata; Mammalia; Sirenia; Trichechidae
Gene: PARN
Product: poly(A)-specific ribonuclease
Exons: 24
Coding region: 1-1917 (638 amino acids)
Biological process (GO): nuclear-transcribed mRNA poly(A) tail shortening
Cellular component (GO): cytoplasm; nucleus
Molecular function (GO): RNA binding; metal ion binding; poly(A)-specific ribonuclease activity
Source: RefSeq, a predicted model, not a curated record